Messenger RNA from Myxozyma melibiosi, 1662 nucleotides. Its product is annotated as protein BTN1. Gene Ontology annotation, cellular component: membrane; vacuole. The coding region runs from base 188 to 1543 and encodes 451 amino acids. The transcript has 2 exons. Gene Ontology annotation, biological process: regulation of intracellular pH. Lineage: Eukaryota; Fungi; Ascomycota; Lipomycetes; Lipomycetales; Lipomycetaceae. The record is from RefSeq and is a predicted model, not a curated record.
AAGUGUUUGUAUGGCGGAGACGUAGAUAACGGUCACGUGCGUGGUUGCCUGCUGGGAUUCUACAGACUCCACUCGCGCUCUUGUGUGGACUAUCAGACUGUUAUUUACCGCAAUUACAUCCAACUUGCCGACAGCAACCGCUCGAGUAAGACCAGCUGCAUCUACAAAGUCAGGCACGCUGCGCGGUAUGACUCCUACAACGUUCGAGGAGGCCGAAGACAGUCCUGACGAGCUGCGGGCGCGGUCGAGGGCCGCCACGAGCUCGAAGGCGACGCACCCGCGAUGGCGGUUAUUCUCCACGUUUUGGAUCUACGGGCUGAUCAACAACGUGCUCUAUGUGAUUAUUCUGUCUGCGGCCGUGGACUUAGUAGGCGCGGAGGUGCCGAAGGGAGUCGUGCUGCUCGCGGACGUGAUGCCUUCGUUCUUCGUCAAGCUCACGGCGCCGUUCUUUGUCCAUCUGAUACCCUACGGCGUGCGCGUGUGGAUGCUCGUCGCGCUGUCGCUGGUCGGCAUGCAGUGCGUCGCGCUCGCGAGCUCGAUUCCGACGCGCCUGUUUGGCGUCGUGCUGGCGUCGAUGUCCUCCGGUCUCGGCGAGCUCACGUUUCUCCAGCUCACGCAUUUCUACGACCCAAUCUCGAUGCUCGCGUUCAGCUCCGGCACGGGCGGCGCGGGGCUCGCGGGUAGCUUCUUGUAUCUCGUCGCGACCACCUGGCUUCGCCUGUCCAUCCGCGGCACGAUCUUUGCCUCGAGUUUGCUCCCGCUGAUUUUCUUCGUGGCGUACUACAGCAUCAUGCCCGCGCCAGAUCCGCUCCUGGCAUCGCAGUCGAGCUCGUUCGCCCCGCGCACGGCUCGAUACACCCCUCUCGGCACCGACGACGAGGAGUCUGUGAUUGCUGCUGCUGCUGCGCCAGAGGACUCUGACCGCGGCUCGAUCCGCAGCCGGAUCAGUUUCCCGCGCACGAUGCCCUCGUGGAACCAGAUGGUGGACUCGUCGGGGCAGACGCUGCAGCGGCUUGCGCCGCUGUUUGUGCCGUAUAUGCUGCCUUUGAUGUUGGUGUAUAUCGGGGAGUAUAUCAUCAACCAGGGGAUCUCGCCUACCUUGCUGUUUCCGAUCGAGGAGAUGCCGUUUGAGGAGUAUCGCGAUGCUUAUGUUACCUAUGGCUCGCUUUAUCAACUCGGAGUAUUCAUCUCCCGCUCUUCGUCGGCGUUCGUUCGCGUCCGCAGACUAUACAUCCCAGCAAUCCUCCAACUAAUCAACGUCGUCAUCCUCAUCAUCCAAUCGAUGUACGUCAUAAUCCCCAACGUCUACCUAAUCAUGCUCCUCGUCUUCUACGAAGGCCUCCUCGGCGGCGCAUCCUACGUCAACACCUUCCUCCUCGUCUCCGAGACCGUGCCGCUCGAAGAGCGCGAGUUCGCGAUGGGCGCCGUCGGGGUCUCGGAUUCGGGCGGCAUCGUCGUCGCGGGCACGAUCUGUCUUUAUCUCGAGACGUUUUUGUGUAAUUACCAAAAGGCGCAUGGAAGACCUUAUUGUGGGAUGACUUGAGCUUUUUUUUUAAUUGUCGUUGUUGUUGUUGUUGCAUCUUUGGUGUUUGUUUUGACUAGUGGCGCUUGGAAGAUGCUUUUGUGUAGAUGCUGCUAUGUAGAUUGAUUUAAUAAUUAGAU